AUGGCAGAAUUUAUAACGUAUCCAGAUAUUGUCAAUGCGUCCAAGACCGUGACGACAUCGCAAGGGUGCUUCGUUGACGGGCUUGGGCGACAGAUUGUGUUGCGCGGCAUCAACUUUGCCGGAGAUGCCAAAAUGCCGACUCGUCCCAAAUACACACCGUCCCAUGCCCCUGAUGACGACGAGUUCUAUGAUGGCGACGCUGUUUCAUUUGUCGGGUCACCGUUUGCUCUCGAUGAGGUUGACGAACAUUUGGACCGUCUGCGAGCAUGGGGGUUCAACACGUUACGAUACAUUUUUACAUGGGAGGCCCUUGAACACCAAGGCCCAGGCAUAUACGACGAAGAGUUUAUCGAAUAUACAAUAGCAAUGCUUUACAAGAUUCGUGCAAAGGGGUUCCGGGUCAUCAUGGACCCACACCAAGACGUUUGGGCCCGUUAUUGCGGUGGGUCGGGAGCGCCCAUGUGGACUCUUUACGCCGCAGGGCUUGACCCCGCAAUGUUCCGUCAAACACAAGCAGCAAUUUUGGAAAGUCACUUUGCCAACCCGGACCGCGAGCGACCCAAAAUGCUCUGGUCGUCCAACUACACCCGGUUAGCAUGCGCAACCAUGUUUACUCUGUUUUUUGGUGGCAGGGACUUUGCGCCUAAAUGCACUCUUAACGGGCAGAAUAUCCAGAAUUAUCUCCAGGACCAUUUCAUUAACGCAGUGUGCUACCUUGCUCACCGCAUCCACAAGUACCACCCACAACUAACGCGUGGAAACUCGACUAUUCUCGGCUGGGAAUCCAUCAAUGAGCCCGGAGAGGGCUAUCUCGGUAUCCGGAACAUCUGCUCCAUUCCAAAACAUCAACAAGUCAAGCUAUUUCAUGCCCCGACUGCCGCGCAGGCCAUGGCGCUCGGGUCUGGAUAUGCUCAAGACAGUAUUGCACACUUUGCCUUUACAACCAUGGGUCCCAGGCAAACAGGGACAGACCGGAUUGACCCAGGUGGUGUUUCUGCGUGGCUUACUCCGGAACGGGCCAAAGAAAUUGAUUCACAUUACGGCUGGACGCGGGGGUCAGAAUGGACAGUUGGCGAGUGCAUUUGGAAAUUGCAUGGAGUCUGGGACUUGUACAAGGGAGCUCCAGUUGUCAAACAAAGCCACUACUUUUCGCAUGACAAAAUGGGCAAACGACUUAACACAAAACGGUUUGUCAAUGCCAACUUUACCGAACAUUGGCUGGACUACUCGCGGGCCUUGCGUAAAAUCAUUAAUGCAGAUACUUUACUUUUUUUGCAGCCUCCAGUUUUGGUUGAGCCUCCAGAAUUACUGGCCCGUGGACUUGUUGACAAGUACACCGUGUACACUCCGCAUUACUACGAUGGGCUUACAUUGAUGCAAAAGCAUUGGAACACCAAGUUUAAUGUUGACGCACUGGGCGUGCUGCGAAGCCGGUACCGCAACCCACCUGUGAUGGCUGUGCGGCUGGGCGAGCGCAACAUUCGAAGCUGUUUUGCGCAGCAAUUGCUGGAGAUGAAGCGUGAGGGCGUGGAUGCACUGGGCCCUGAUGUUCCCAUGUUUAUGUCAGAGAUUGGGAUUCCGUACGAUCUCGACAACAAGCAGGCAUAUCGGACUGGAGAUUUCAGUGCACAAACAAGGGCCCUUGAUGCCAACCAUUUUGCGCUGGAACGAGCAGGAUUGUCAUACUCUUUGUGGGUGUAUUCAGGCCGCAACACUAACAAAUAUGGCGACGGAUGGAACGGCGAAGACUUGUCGGUAUGGUCGCGCGACAAGGUUGUGGGCGGCGAGGUGUACAAUGGCGUGACACACUGCCCUGCAUCAGUUGCUGAAGUUUACGAGGACGGAGCAAAAACACCUGUCGUAGCUGGAACAGAAGCAGAAACAACAACAGCAAUUGAACCAUCGCGCAGUAGGGAUUCUUCAAAGACAUCUUCGUUGACCCGGCGCGCAAGCACGCAAAUCUUUCGACGAGCAUCGGCAGUCCUAUUACCGACAAGCACACCCAUCAAAGGGUUCAAAGGUCCGUUGACAGCAGAGUCUAACUUCCCAUUGUACCGCGAGCAGCAUCACAAGAAUAAGCAUAAACACAAGCAUGACCACAAGGUUGCAGAGCCCAACCAUAAGGAAAAGCACAAGAAUAAGAAUAAAAAGAAGAAGAAGAAGAAAAAGGAAAAGGUUGAGAAUGAUGAGGAGAAAAACAACAAGAACAAGCAUCAUCACCACCAUAAAAUGAUCUUUGUGGCAGCAGACGCUGUGCCAUCGUCAGGAACACGGACACCAGAUACCCCAGGACUUCCGUUGGCGCUUCAGAAAGAUCAGGUGCACGCGGAACUCGAGGCCCAGGCAGUACAACAUCGGGUUGCAGAGCACGAUGCUGUCAAAACACCUACUUCAGGACACAAUAGCCCCCCGACUCCUGGCAGUAUUCGUCGGUCGGCAACGGCUAUUUCAGAAUCCUCGUCUGUUUCGUCGUCGGCCUCAAAUGCCUCUGUGAUGUCGACAUCUGUACUGGAGAUGCGGUCGCCUCGACGAUCACCACGAGACCGGUCACCAAUCAGGUCCGUACACUCGGCAGGUUCUUCUGCGGCAUCAUCGUUCAUUGAGAGUGCUGAAAGUGAUGAUUAUGAUGAUGGAAGCAGUAGCGGUAACGAGGAUGGUGAGGGAGUAGUUGGUGGGCCAAGCACAAGCAACAGUAGCGUGCAAUCAUCGGUAACAGGAUCAUUCAAAACGGCAUUGGAAGACGUCACAGGGCUGGCAACAGACCCAGAAACGGACCUGGAUGAUGAAACAGAGCUAGACCAAAUGUCUGCAAAACAGGCGUUCCAUGACCCGUGUGAUUACCUGGAGGGCGCGCGAGCUCCAGAAGCAUUUAUCCGGCCGUACCCCGUGGCAGUUGCUGGGCGGCUGUGUGCUUAUGGGUUUGACAUGAAAGGUGGGGUACUGACGGUACGUGUGGAAGGUAGUGCUCAGACAGUCCCCUCGAGCGCGGUACGCGGGCUUGCAGCAAAACUGGCACGGGAAGCACGCCAUCAAGACACGCCACCAGACAAACGUGCGGAAAUUGUAGGGAUGUUGAGAAAACAUGCGCGGGCUGAACGCAAGGCAUUGCGCAAAGCUGAGCGUCAGGAGGAACAAGCUGCAAGAUUACGCGAGCGUGAAACAAAGGUACUAUUACGUGCAGCAGCUUCAAGUGGAUCAGUCCCCGCACAUGAGUUUCUCCAGGGCAAUGAUCACGAGGAGGAUAAUGAAGAUGAUUUGGAAGAAGAAUUGGAGGAUGACGACGAAGACGAUGAAUCAGUGUUUGAUUAUUUUUCCACACAAGACGAGGCCACAACCGAUGCACAGUUUGCCGCAUCUCCGUAUAACUCACUCCACCUAGUCCCCACAGUUAUUUUCCUCCCCACGUUCCAUUUCCCCUGUGCAGGCACCGCCGUUGCUGUUUCUGCUGGACUUUGGCGCGUAGACCGCGCAAACCAGUUGCUGUACUGGUGGCACCUGGGUGGACCACAAGAACUCGAAGUCCGAGGUGUUGGAGUCGACCGUACAACAUACAUUGUUAACUCCGUGGCCGCGUUACGUCUCCGUGACCGAGCUGCCUCCCAGGGUCCUAAUGGACGUAACAUGACGCAGGGAAUUCCAGGUGCAUGGACGGUUCCACAGCAGCAGCAACAACAACAGCAACAGCAGUCAGUUCCACCAGGAAGCGCAGGCUCAAGAGAGCGACCUGUGACUACACGGGAACCCUCAUCUGCUUCUGUUGAACCUUCAGCGGCUUCUAAAUCAAGAUCAGCAUUAUCACAGUCGCGAUCGCGAAGCAACGUGCAGCCAGCAGAUUCUGGAUAUGACGGAUCUGCACCAUCAUGCACGGUUUCUUAA
Messenger RNA from Magnusiomyces paraingens, 3876 nucleotides. RefSeq lists its product as uncharacterized. Gene Ontology annotation, biological process: ergosteryl 3-beta-D-glucoside catabolic process. Lineage: Eukaryota; Fungi; Ascomycota; Dipodascomycetes; Dipodascales; Dipodascaceae. The coding region runs from base 1 to 3876 and encodes 1291 amino acids. The transcript has a single exon. The record is from RefSeq and is a predicted model, not a curated record. Gene Ontology annotation, molecular function: steryl-beta-glucosidase activity.